This is a messenger RNA of Peromyscus eremicus (cactus mouse), 2578 nucleotides long. It is a transcript of the gene Fhl3, whose product is annotated as four and a half LIM domains 3. The record is from RefSeq and is a predicted model, not a curated record. NCBI's taxonomy places the organism in Eukaryota, Metazoa, Chordata, Mammalia, Rodentia, Cricetidae. Gene Ontology annotation, molecular function: actin binding; transcription coregulator activity. The coding region runs from base 179 to 1048 and encodes 289 amino acids. Gene Ontology annotation, biological process: actin cytoskeleton organization. The transcript has 6 exons. Gene Ontology annotation, cellular component: stress fiber; nucleus; Z disc.
GCCGCGCGCCCACUCGCCCACACAGUCUGUCGCGGCAGGCUACCUCUCCGCCGCUCCCUCGGUCCGCUCGGCCUGGCCCGCAGGUAGGAGCAGCCGGGCGAUCGGCUCCCGGCCCCACCCACGCCCGCGCGCACCCGGCUCCCGCGCCCGCUUCGAGGGUUUACUCAGCGUCACCACCAUGAGCGAGGCAUUUGACUGUGCCAAAUGCAGUGAGUCCUUGUAUGGCCGCAAAUACAUCCAGACAGACAGUGGCCCCUACUGCGUCCCCUGCUAUGAUAACACCUUCGCCAACACCUGUGCCGAGUGCCAGCAGCUCAUCGGGCAUGAUUCAAGGGAACUGUUCUACGAGGAUCGCCACUUCCACGAGGGCUGUUUCCGGUGCUGCCGCUGCCAACGCUCCCUGGCUGAUGAGCCCUUCACCUGCCAGGACAGCGAGCUGCUCUGUAACGAGUGCUACUGCACAGCCUUCUCUUCACAGUGCUCAGCCUGUGGGGAGACUGUCAUGCCUGGGUCCCGGAAGCUGGAGUAUGGAGGCCAGACAUGGCAUGAACAUUGCUUUCUGUGCAGUGGGUGUGAGCAGCCUCUAGGUUCCCGCUCCUUCGUGCCUGACAAGGGCGCUCACUACUGCGUGCCUUGCUAUGAGAACAAGUUUGCUCCUCGGUGUGCCCGCUGCAGCAAGACGCUGACUCAGGGUGGAGUGACAUAUCGAGAUCAACCCUGGCAUCGAGAAUGCCUGGUCUGCACUGGGUGCCAGACGCCCCUUGCGGGGCAGCAGUUCACGUCUCGGGAUGAUGAUCCCUACUGUGUGGCCUGUUUCGGAGAACUCUUUGCACCCAAGUGCAGCAGCUGCAAGCGCCCCAUCACAGGCGGGAGCAGCGGUGGCGAGGCCGCAGGACUCGGUGGAGGCAAGUAUGUGUCCUUCGAAGACCGACAUUGGCACCACAGCUGCUUCUCCUGUGCCCGCUGCUCCACCUCCCUGGUGGGCCAAGGCUUCGUACCAGACGGAGACCAAGUUCUGUGCCAGGGCUGCAGCCAAGCAGGGCCCUGAGCCAAGGCUCCUGACUCUCCCCUUUCCCAAACUAAGGGUUCGAGACUAUGGCUCCUUUUCUGAACCACUUCUGGGACCCAGCCCCUCCUUAGAAUGGGCCUCCACCUGCCCCUGCACAGUGUGGAACACCCAUGACUUAAACUCUCUCCCCAAGUCUGGACUGCAGAAAUGGGUCCUUCCCCUCUAUACUUUUUUUGGGUUCCCAGAUCUAGCUCCUUCCCCAGAUCAAAGCCCUAGACACCCCAAGCCCCCAAACCUGGACCUAGGCCUCCCUAAAUCUAGACUUCUUGGAAGGUAGAUUUGUAGGUUUCCUAUGGGUGCCUGAGAAGUCCUCAAAGAUAGAUUGUACCCCAGUUUGACCUCAUCCCCAUCCCACCCCUAUCUCUGGGCUGAAACUAUCUGGAUAGCAGAUUAGGGGCUCCCUGGUUAGAGGGUCAUAAGGUACAGGGUGCUGUCCAGCCUAUGAGUACCGUUUCAUUUUAGCUCCGUGUUGCCCAGAGGUAGGAAGGAGAGGUGACUCACCCUACCUCCCAGGUUCUGCAAUAAAACUGUGGGGGAGCACAGGCCCCGUGUAUUUGUCAGGAGGGUGAGAGAAGGUUCCUUGGCUGAGUCAGGCUUUUGUGAACCUCCUAGUGGGCGGGCCGUGGGUUGGGGAUUCUCACCCCAGGAAGAGGAUCCCCUUUGGCAGCCACACUAGUCCCUCUCUAGGUUGGCCGCCCUCCCCACUGCUGGUGGAGGGCUUUUUCCCCCUGGGAGGGAGAGAGGGAGGGGUUGGGAGAAGCGCCAAACAGAGCCAGAUGGCAGUGGGUUUCUUGGUCUGGUACACGUCUUCCCCCACCCCAACAACCCUGCCCCAACUCGACAUACAAGCACGUAGUUCUGAUCCCCAGUUGGGCCCAGACCCUCAGCCCCCUUCCCCCUCUACCCAAGGAUUAGUCGGGGCGGCUCAGGAUCUGCUCAGGGCCGGCCGCACGUUUUUUUUGCCAAAAAAGGCAAGGAUGCAGCUGCACGCGCCGGGGAACAUCUGGAUCCGAUUCCCAGCAUGAAUGGGUCAUGGCCCCGCCUCUUGUGAUUCACUGGAGGGGGCGGGAGUGAGCCUGAGGGGCUGUCCCCCGAAGUGGGGCGAUGGGGUGGAGCACUCUCCUGCUGGAUGCCCAAGUCUGGGGUUGGCCCCUGGCCGCUGUCUCCGCGGUCGGACUGUGGCGGCAGGUACGCGCCCCGGUGGCUACCGCGGCCUCUGGAGGCGGAGGGCGGGGCGGAGGGGGCUGCCAAGAGGAAACAGUGAGAGUGCAGUAUCUCAAGAAAUACUCCCUAGCCCUGGGCUGCCCUUACUGCGGUUUCUCAGAGGUGCAGACUCCCGGGGCAUCUGCCUGAAGUCGCGAAGAUAGUCACUUGAAGAUCAAGAUUAAUGCUUUAUACUGGCAGCAGUUGGGCUUUACUGGGUGAGGAGGUUCUCAGUGUAUAGCCCAGGCUGAUUCUGCCUCAGCCAUCAGAGACCUAGGAUGGCAAGUGUGGGCCAAUCUGCAGUAG